Suillus subaureus is the source of this 929-nucleotide messenger RNA. Its product is annotated as acyl-CoA N-acyltransferase. Gene Ontology annotation, molecular function: acyltransferase activity, transferring groups other than amino-acyl groups. Lineage: Eukaryota; Fungi; Basidiomycota; Agaricomycetes; Boletales; Suillaceae. The transcript is spliced from 2 exons. Bases 177 to 701 code for a protein of 174 amino acids. The record is from RefSeq and is a predicted model, not a curated record.
CGCCAAUCAUAUGAGUCGCCGUCAUGAGCUAAUGCUAUCAGAGACUCAGAGGUAUGUAAGGUCCGCGGACACGCCCGAGGCUCACGGGCGUCACGUAAAUCUGCUCAAUAUCCAGGCUCGUCUGGUUUGUCUAAGCGACACUUAAACCACAAAGUUCCUGCAGUUCGUCGUGUCACAUGUUCACCACUGAACGUCUGAUUCUCCGCCCUUAUGUCGAGAGUGACCUCGACGACAUCCUUCGCCUCUGGAACGACCCAGUCGUCCAGCCCUUUGUUACCAACGAUAAUGUCACUGUUCUUGGUCCAAAGUUCAAGGAGACACUAAGAACUCAGAUGGAGCGGGCAACCUUUGGUGCCAUAAUCGCGCUCAAGGAGACCGGGGAAUUCAUGGGCCAGGGACUGGUUGAUGUCCAACCCAAGAAUCGCGACGGCACAUUUGGGAUCUGUUUGCUUCCAAAAUUUUGGAACAAUGGAUAUGGGACCGAGGCGACAAAGUUCAUGAUCGACCAUUCGUUCAAGUGGUUCGGUUUGAACAGGCUGUCCCUGGGAGUCUUUGCGAAUAACGCACGAGCAAUUGCUGUCUAUGAGAAACUUGGGUUCGUCAUAGAGGGCAGGAAGCGCCAGGCAGUGUGGAUGGAUAAUCGAUGGGAAGAUUCUUUGACAAUGGGUAUCUUGCGAGACGAAUGGGAAAAGCAACACUGAGAGAGAAGUUCGCAUGUCAGGGAGCAUGUCCAAAUCUUAUGUUUAUCUAUUCGUGUUCGCAAAUACUCACCACUCAUUUACGUCCAAUUUCAAUCCCAAUAUAUCACCAGUCUAGACCGAACCAAGUCAUUCGGCUUGGCAGCAAUGUCCACUUCAUAAGUCCGUGACUUGGAAAGUCGAAGUUUGUAGGCAGUCACGGUGCACGAAAGAUUCACAUGCGUCGAAAAG